ACGAACUAAUUGCAAAAAUAUAACCUCAACACGCUAAUGACGAUUGUUGUCAAAUUAAGAUUUUCCUGCUAGUUGAUACAUGUUUAGCGGUUUACAUUUAACUUUUUGGAUUCCCCUCCUUGUGUGUAAUUAACGUCAAGACGAAGUUUAGUGAUGUCAUUGUCUGGAAAUUUGGGGAGUCCUUCCAAAGAUACAAUCUCAAGCAGCGGAAGUCUCGUCGGAAGCGAAAACUUACCGCGGGACUUUAGUAGGUUGUCUCUGUUCUCGUCCGGUUCUGCGACUUCUCAGGAUGAGCAGUUCAGGAGUGAGGGGCACGCUGAACAUAGUCUCUCCUGCAUGCAAAAUUACUUACAAGCUGGGAAAUUGUGCGAUGUGACGCUUGUGGCCGGCAAUAAUGGGAAAAAGGUGCAAGCGCACAGACUCGUUCUUUCCGCCGCUAGUGAAUAUUUUGCUGCGAUGUUUACUGGCAAUUUACGCGAAUCGGGCGAAUCCGAAAUCACACUGGGUGAUGUUAACGGCGAUGUUUUGCAAGCUGUUGUGAAUUACUGUUAUACGGGGGCGAUUGAUAUAAGGGAAGACAAUGUAGAGACACUUCUAUCAACGGCAUGUCUCAUGCAAUUACACGAAGUUGUGGAAGCUUGUUCACGCUUUCUGGCCCACCAACUGCACCCCAGCAAUUGCCUGGGAAUUGCAGUUUUCGCCGAACAUCAGGCUUGCACUAGUUUGUUGCAAGAAGCCAAUGCUUACACAAGUCAGAAUUUUAUGCAAGUGAUACGAAACCAAGAAUUUCUUCAGUUAAGUGCGGAGCAAAUGAUUAAUUUGUUAUCAAAUGAUGAUUUAAAUGUCACGUCUGAGGAGCACAUUUUCCACGCUUUGAUGAGUUGGAUCAACCAUGAUCCAGUCACCCGGAAACAAAUGAUUGGCUUACUACUGGCUUUUGUUAAGUUGCCGCUACUUUCGCCCGAAUUUCUGACAGAUCAAGUGGAACCAGCUGUUGGUUCUGACCCCGUCUGUCAGACACUUAUCAUGGAGGCGUUCAAGUGGCACUUGUUACCAGACAGGCAUUUUCAAAUGGCUAGUGCUAGAACUAGACCACGUAAAGCCACACUUGGUAGGUUACUAGUCGUAGGCGGCAUGGAUAAAAACAAAGGCGCAACGACGAUAGAAAGCUACGAUCCGAGGAGUGAUCGGUGGGCGGUGGCACACCACAUGAGUGGGCGGAGACUACAAUUCGGAAUCGCACUAUUGGGCGAUAAGUUAUUAGUCGUGGGUGGCCGUGAUGGUCUCAAAACGCUAAACACAAUGGAAUGUUUGGAUAUGGAGACUGGGUCUUGGACCCAGUUAUCACCAAUGAACACUCAUCGACAUGGGUUGGGCGUGGCCGUUUUGGGCGGGACUUUAUACGCGGUGGGCGGGCACGAUGGGUGGAGUUAUCUCAAUAAUGUUGAACGGUGGGACCCUGUCACACGUUCUUGGAGUUAUGUGACCCCCAUGCAAAGUCAGCGUUGUUCGGCUGGGGUUGCCGUCUUAAAAGACAAACUUUAUGCAGUUGGGGGUCGUGAUGGGGCUUCGUGUUUGCGUACGGUGGAAUGUUACGACCCCCAUACGAACAAAUGGACGAUGUGUGCCCCCUUGGCCAGGCGGCGUGGGGGUGUGGGGGUAGCUGUGGCCAAUGGCUACUUGUAUGCUUUAGGGGGGCAAGAUGCCCCUGCUAAUAAUCCAGCCGCGAGUAGAUUUGAUUGUGUUGAGAGAUACGAUCCCAGCACUGAUAGUUGGAUUGUGAUUGCUUCACUGUCGAGUAAACGCGAUGCCGUGGCAGCUUGUUUAUUUGGUGACAGACUUGUAGCUGUUGGGGGAUAUGAUGGCAGUCACUAUUUGAGAACAGUGGAGCAGUAUGAUCCCUACACUAAUGAGUGGACUGCCCUUGCACCUUUAAUUACAGGUAGGGCAGGUGCUUGCGUAAUUGCCGUCUCAAAUGCUCACGUUCAAUCAGGUGACUAAAUAGUCCCGAUUAACUCUUUGAAUAUUUGCAUUUACUCGUAUAAACAUUCCUAAUUCGUAUUACGAAAUCUGCAAGAUAAAAUGUUCGUACUUUUUCUAUUUCACGUGUGGAUUAUUCAAUGUAGAGUAGAGUAGUGUCACUUUUUAUGCAAUAUUUUUACUUUUAUACAUAGAUAAGACUUCAGUAUUAUUGCAAUAAUUUUUUCGGAUUAAUGAAUGUCUCAUUUCUGGUGUUCCUUUGUCACACAAAGACUGAACCGAACUGAAUUUAUUUUUACUAUCCUUCCAGCAGUGUUCACAUUUUGGUGUAAAUAUCGUGUGAUUGAUAAAAUUCUGCAUCCUAGUGCCAAUAAUUCACUAGGAUGUGAGACUUUGUAAUCUCGUUGUUGUAUUCACCCAUUUUUGCAUUUUGUGAUGGUAGUUUUCUGCAAGGAAAAAUUGUGCUUUCCCAAUUUAAAGUUGUGUCCUGUGAUAAAAUUAAGACCUUGCAGAAAUAUCUUGUGAGAAAUUGUGAUAAUUAUAACAUUUUGCAAAUAAAUAAACUUUCUCAAUUUUUUUAUUCAA
This is a messenger RNA of Tribolium castaneum (red flour beetle), 2565 nucleotides long. RefSeq lists its product as uncharacterized. The coding region runs from base 154 to 2001 and encodes 615 amino acids. Gene Ontology annotation, molecular function: protein binding. Lineage: Eukaryota; Metazoa; Arthropoda; Insecta; Coleoptera; Tenebrionidae. The record is from RefSeq and is a predicted model, not a curated record. The transcript is spliced from 5 exons.